Molecule: messenger RNA, 4513 nt
Organism: Aphis gossypii (cotton aphid)
Lineage: Eukaryota; Metazoa; Arthropoda; Insecta; Hemiptera; Aphididae
Product: protein Skeletor, isoforms B/C
Exons: 16
Coding region: 512-2692 (726 amino acids)
Source: RefSeq, a predicted model, not a curated record
GAAAAACUCUUUGAACGUUUUGACAUUUACUUAGAUUUCAAUAUGGUACUACCAAAUGCGUGAGUGUAAAUAUCAGGACAAUGGGACCAGCAUCAUUAUAAUUACAGGGCCCCGUGUAAAAUAAUUUAACCAGGCCCUUUUUUUAAUAUAUUAUUCAUUCAGAAGAUCGAAAAUUGUUUCAAUUAUGACACAUUAACACAACCACCAGUAUUGAAGCAUUAUUGCAUAAUUAGCUAGUGUAUAAAUAUUAAUUACAUGGAAAUCGGACCCAUAAUUUUCGAGGUCUGGAAAUCAACUUCUAUAUUAUUAUGUGGUCACUCGCCAGAAGUAAAAAAUUGGCAACCAACACUACAGUUAUGAAACCUUCACCAUAAGCAACAAAGGAAAAAGGAAACAUGCAACCUUUCCUUUAACAAACUACUGUACAGUGUGAUUCCAGAGCCGGUUAGUUCUCCCUACAUGCGUGUGCUGCGACACUUCCGUUACCAUUGUCGACGACGACGGAACCGCAAUGGCAGUCGUCCGGAUGGCCACGAAACGGUUUUUUGCCACCCACGACGCCAACAGCGUUAAGAAUUAUAAUAUCGCCGUCUUCCUUUGUAUUACAAUAUUUGUCUUGCAUUCAGGCAAUGCAGGAGUGUUGGAAGAUAAUUACGGAAGAUACAUUGGGUCCUUUAAAGGAUACGCUCAUGGUGUCCGUGGAACUGUGUACGCAGUAGAUGAAAACACGCUAUUCAUCCGGGAAUUCUUCUAUGAUGGUAUUGGCCCAACUGCUUAUUUUUGGGCUGGGAAAUCAUCAAGAACUUCUCCGGAUGGAUUUACCAUUCCAUAUCCUGAGGACUUUCCGGCAGUGGAACCACCACCGCUACAAACGCACAACAAUUCAAACAUCAUAUUGCGGUUGCCGGGCGGAAAACGUAUCAAAGACAUCAAAUGGCUGUCAGUCUGGUGUAGGCGGUUUACGGUAAACUUCGGCGAGGUGUUCAUACCAAUCACACUGGACCCACCCAAACCACGAAUCUUACCAGAAUUUAAACGUUUCGCUCACAGUUUGAGGUCGGGCAAUAUCAGUAUUUUGGACGCACGGACAUUCUACAUACCAAAUUUACACUAUGACGGCUUGGGGCCGGACGCGUAUUUUUUCGUCGGGAACGGUUCGGAGCCAUCGCCCUACGGCGUCAAAGUACCAAACGAAAUCGGGAGCUUGGAACCGCUGAAGGGCUACCAGGGGGAAGACAUAGAAAUCCAAUUACCCAGAAGCCUGACGAUGCACUCGAUCGAUUGGCUGGCCGUAUGGUGCGUGCAGUACACGCACAAUUUCGGCCACGUUAACAUCCCGGACGACUUGGACGUGCCACCCGCGUUGGGGCAGACCAAGCUCACCCCAACAUGGUGGUACAAUCCAACGAGCAGUACUACUUCAGAUCCCGAAGGACAUUGGGACAUGAACAAUUGCCGAGACCUAUUACCCGGUAAACUACAAGUGCACUGGGAAGUACAAAAUGAAUGGGUCCAAGUUCAGUUGACCGGUAAAAUACGUGAAAACCAAUACAUGGCAUUUGGUCUCAGUGGUAACCAAAAUAAGAUGACGAUGCUCGGUGGUGACGUGGUGGUGGUGUUCUAUAAUCGAGAAAAGAAUUCGUUUCACGCUGAAGACUAUUACCUGUCUGCAAACACCGAGUGCGACGGCAAGAAUGGCGUAUGUCAGGACGAGCGGCUGGGCGGCCGGAACGAUGCGGUCCUGGUAACCGGCACUCGGCGUAACGGCGUUACGUCUGUCGUUUACCGACGACCGGUUCAAACUAACGAGGCCAUCAACGACCAGCAAGUGCCCUUGGAUACCGCCGCAAUGGUCAUAGCAGCCAUAGGCCCUCUAGGAAGUUCUGACCAGCCCGGAGCGCAUGACGACUUGGACAUGACCAAAGAGGAAAUAAAAAUCAAUUUCAACGCCAAAGACGAUUACUCAUGCUCGUAUUCCCUAUUCAAUUCUGACGAUGACAUGGGGCGGUCCGCGUGGCCACCCAACAUUAUCAUUGGCGAGAAAGAGUUUAGAGCUAAGCUUGGACCAUCAGGUGGUUCUCGGGGUUACAUGGCUAUUACCGGUCAAAUGACCGGCGAUAUAGUCUGGUACAUAAACGACAAACUUAUACCAGAAAUCUUUGUAGAAAGGAAACAGACGUACACAUUUAUUGUCGAAGGAGGAAAUGACCCUAAUAAUGGCGGACACUACCAUCCGCUUUAUAUCACAGACAGCAGUGAAGGAGGAUUUGGACAGAAACUUGACGCGGAUCAGAGAAAACAGCGUGUUUUUGCCGGCAUCGUCUACGACUCUGAAGGCUUUCCUUUUCCUACUACAGCCGGUCGAUAUUGCGAGUUUAAAUUCAAGUCUUACGAUCGUUCGGCAGAAAUGGAAACCUUUGAUGCCUUUUUUGACUCUUUGAAAUUGUCAUGUGAAAAUGGUAACGCGGGAUUACUAAAUUGGACGGUCGCUGAAGAAACACCUGAUCUGGUCUACUAUCAGAGCUAUUCUCAGCCGUUCGUGGGAUGGAAAAUCCACGUGGUCGACCCCGGUUACAAGUGGAAAGACGACAAGGACGCCGCGACCAGACAGCACGGCGGUCUGCCGUUGACGUGCGCGAUAUUGAUCACCGCUGUUGCCGUCCAGCGGAUUUUCACGAUUAGUUUACUGUGAUGCGUCAGAUCCGGUAAACAAUACGGACCGUCAGUGGAGGCGGCGGCGGCUCGAUCACAACAACAAUAACAAUAAGACCCUCCAAUCGUUAAUAUUUUAAUAUGUAUUAUAUAUUAUUAACAUGACGACUCCGAUGACCGAGUCUUCGCCGCCGCCGCCACAUGACGAUCUCCGAACGCCGGCCACGUAAACGUCAUGUUUGUUCACCGUGACGAUGAUAAUAAUAAUAAUAAUAUAACUUACCGGCCUUAUGAAAAUACUCAUAUUCGCCACUUCUACUCGAGAAGUUUUUACGACUUUUUUCUCCGUCUCUAUUCGGAGCACGCGUUCCAUUUGGGCACGAUUGGGCACACCGCCGCAGUCGAUCGCUGUACGGGUUCUGUGUUGUAUCUCCACAUUUUUUGUCCGAUUUUAAAAAAAAAUAUAUAUAAUAUGUUAUUAUUGUCGCGUGUACGUUUUGAACUAAAAAUCAAACGUUUUCGUGUCCGGCGUGUUCGGAUUACAAGCCGUCGUUUAGACGAAUGUUUAAUAAUAAAUUGAUGUUUCGUUUCAACUAUACUUAAAUGGCUAAUAUAACGACAUAGGACAACACAUCCAAUGCGCGCGUUCUACCGAUCGCUGUCGCAUACCUAUAUUGUUACAUUGUGUGCGUUUUGUUUUUACGCCCGCGACUUGUGAGUUGGAUCGCCGCCGUCGUCCGAUGUGACUUGAUUCAAAUGCACUUGCGCCCGUCCCGAGUCUGACUUUGAUACAUCUGAUCGAAGACAGUAUAAUGCAUUAUAGGAACCCUUAAUACAGUGACAACAAAGAUGAACCAGUGGAAAAGAGUAAACGCGUGAAUUAAUUAAAUUUUCAAUUUUUAACCAUUUAAAAUAAAACUUCUAAAAAAUGUAAGAUUGUGAUACCUACUUUAAAAUAUCACAUCAAUAAUACUAUUGUUCAACAAUACGAUUAUUUCGCUGUUUAGUAUAUUAUAAAUCAUAAUUUUUAUAAUAAUAUUCUAAGUUAUAAUAUACUAUUAUAGUAUAAUUAUUAUUUAUUAUUAUAACCACAGUUUGGUACACUUUUGAUCAAAAAUAAUUAUCAAUUUGCUUGUGGAUUGACGAUCUGUAAUGCUACAAUAAUAUAGCGAAAACACUUUUAUUAAAUUAGCAGAUACCCAGAAUGUCUGAAUGUUUCACGCCAUAGUCUUAUCGAAUUUGACAUUACGUAAGCUACGACAGCUUUGGUUGAACAAAAUCCGAUAAUAAAGUUACAACAAACAAAAAUACGUUUACGUAAUCCCGUUAAAUUCGAGUGGUGUUAAAUAGUUUAAAUGUAUAUUAUUCUUGUUAUUGCUGUCGACUGUCGUCUGUCACUAUACAACAAUAAUAUUAUUAUAAUAUCGAUAGCCAGCUCUUUUACGAGCAAUUCUUUAAAUCAUCAUCAAUUAAUCAUAAAUAUUAUUAUUAUAAUAAACCACACCAAAGACACAGGCGCGACGGCGGCGUUCAUCUCACACGCUAAACGUAAAACGAAAACGCAAUUUACCCAACAUUAAGAAUAUCAAGCAAAACCAAACAUAUCAUUUGUAUAAAUCAUUUAUGCACAUAGUAAACUAAUAAUUGAGUGGAUUUUUGCUGUAGACGUUAAGGCAUAUAUUUUAUAAUUUAAUAUUAUUACGCACGUUUAACGGUAGAUCGUUGUAAGUAGAAUAAUUGUUUAGUAUAUAAUUAUUGUAAACUUAGUACGGUUAAGUCAUAAAUUCAAUAUUGUGUAUAAAGCUGCAUCGCUGGCAAUUUAUUAUUUUCACACAAAAAGAGAUCCCCUCGUCGUCGUCUU